Molecule: messenger RNA, 1501 nt
Organism: Artibeus jamaicensis (Jamaican fruit-eating bat)
Lineage: Eukaryota; Metazoa; Chordata; Mammalia; Chiroptera; Phyllostomidae
Gene: AP3S2
Product: adaptor related protein complex 3 subunit sigma 2
Exons: 6
Coding region: 79-660 (193 amino acids)
Biological process (GO): Golgi to vacuole transport; intracellular protein transport
Cellular component (GO): intracellular membrane-bounded organelle; membrane coat; AP-3 adaptor complex
Source: RefSeq, a predicted model, not a curated record
CACCGGAAGUUCCAUGGUUGUGGCGGAAGUUGGUGUUUUUAAGAAAUAGCCGUGCUUAGAAAAGCUUGGCCGGCGAAGAUGAUUCAGGCGAUUCUGGUUUUCAACAACCACGGGAAGCCGCGGCUGGUCCGCUUCUACCAGCGUUUCCCAGAAGAAAUUCAGCAGCAGAUUGUUCGGGAGACCUUCCAUCUAGUUCUCAAACGGGAUGACAAUAUCUGCAACUUCCUGGAGGGCGGGAGUUUGAUUGGUGGCUCUGACUAUAAACUGAUUUAUCGACACUAUGCUACCCUCUACUUUGUGUUCUGUGUGGAUUCAUCAGAGAGUGAACUUGGGAUCCUGGACCUCAUCCAGGUGUUUGUGGAGACCCUGGAUAAAUGUUUCGAAAACGUCUGUGAAUUGGAUUUGAUCUUCCAUAUGGAUAAGGUGCACUACAUCCUACAGGAAGUGGUGAUGGGUGGGAUGGUGCUGGAAACGAACAUGAAUGAAAUCGUGGCCCAGAUCGAAGCUCAGAACAGGCUGGAGAAGUCGGAGGGCGGCCUCUCAGCAGCCCCCGCCCGGGCCGUGUCCGCCGUGAAAAACAUCAACCUGCCGGAGAUCCCUCGGAACAUCAACAUUGGUGAUCUCAACAUCAAAGUCCCCAAUCUGUCCCAGUUUGUCUGAGGGCCGAAGACCGGGCUGGACCGGAGUCCUGGAGAACAGCAAAGCCAAGCCAGUCCCGAAACAGAACCACUCUGAGCCUCAGGGGAGAUGCCUCAGGCCCUGACCCACGCUGUCCUGGAGCGGCACGGCCAUCCUGUGUCAUGCUGGCGAGGGCUCCGUCCUCAUGGUGCAGCCCUGCCCAUCUCUGACCGCGGGUGUGAGGGGUCCUGGCUCCCUCAGUGGGGGUCAGUGCGCCCAGGCAGCUCCCCCAUCCCCCCUGCAUGCAGCCGCUCCCGGGGAUUGGGGGCCGUAGUGAGAGGCCCGCCUGCUUCCCAGGACCCCCACCAGGACCUUGUCUGACUGGAGUCUUCUUCUUUAGCCCCAGGAGGUGCCUCGAGUCUCACCUCGCUCCCCUUUGCUGGCCAGGUGCCAUCGCUGCAGAGGGCCUGACCCUGCAGACCGGGCCGUGGUGGGCGGCAGGUGAGGGCCGGGCCUUCCGAGAACGAGCGCGGCCCACUGGCUCUCUAGGCUGUCGUCCCCAGAGUCCUCUCGUGUAGCCAGACUUCCAGAUCACGACCUCCCGCAGGACUCGCCUCCCACUGCCGCCGUCCCAGCUCUGCCCCACAGCGGCUGCGUGCAGGACGCGGUCCGGGGCGGAGGCCUGGCGCACACCCUCCCAGUUCCUGCUGAUCGGGGGAGCACCCCCGCGCAGCGCUCUCUCCGGCACAGCCGGACAUGCCCCCCCCCAAGGGGACAGGCCCUGUGUCUGUAGAAGGUAGAGCUGGCACCAUAUGGAACGUGUCAGAAUUACAGCUCUUUCUGGGUUUAAAAUACAUGCUCCUCGCAAGGAGCAGACAGGUCA